AUGGACUCCACAUUGUCGUCGAGACCACGGAUCCCCGGUCUUCCCAAUCCUGUGGUGGAUGCAGAGCAGCAGAAAUGGCUGUUCUCCGAGGAGGAGUUUGGGCGCACGCCGUCGCGACACGAUAAAAUCGAACGAGAGAAGGAGGAUUACAUCCGACACCGUGCAGUGGACUUCAUAUGGCAGGUCAGCUUGAUGCUGAAAAUGCCACCGCAGACAUCCAUGACUGCGACAGUCUAUAUGCACCGCUUCCUGAUGCGAUAUUCUUUGAUGGGCCAGUAUCCGGAAAUGGGGUCCGAGUUGAUGCACCCGAAGGUGAUUGCCGCGGUUGCAUUAUUUGUCGCAUUCAAGGUCGAUGAAACGAUGCGUCGCAUGAAGGAUUUCGUCAUUGCAUGUUGUCGCGUUGCUAUGAAACAGUCGAAUUUGGUCGUGGACGAGCAAUCCAAGGAUUACUGGAAAUGGCGGGAUCUGAUCCUGCAAAAUGAAAGUGUCAUGCUGGAAUUCCUAUCCUUUGAUUUGCAGCUGGAGUCGCCUUACCGCAUUCUUUGGGACUACAUUUGCUACCUUGGACUUCAGGAGAAUCGCGCCUUGAGAGGCACCUCCUGGGCUUUCCUGAAUGAUUCCACAUACACUAUUCUCUGUCUGCAGCAUCCGCCUCGCGUUAUUGCCGCUGCUGCAUUAUACGCUGCUGCUCGUCAUGCGAAAAUCGCUUUCCCAGAUGACUCCGAGGGUCGUCCGUGGUGGGAACAAUUCGACGUUCGUCUUGACGACCUCAUCCGCGCUUGCACGACUAUUGUCAAAAUAUACGAGCGUGUCCAACAAUCCCUCAGCAAAAAUUACCCUGAAUUCUCCAUCUCAGAGGCCCUACCCAACGACCCAACCCGCAGCUUCGACAACAAAUCGCCCUCGGAAACUCCCAAACCCUCUCUCUCCGUGACAGAUGACGGCACCAACGGCCGAAAACGCUCGCGCGAGCCCGAAUCUCUCCCCCAUUCCACCGCACCCCUCUCCCCUCACACCAACGGAAAUGGCACGGAGCGCUCACCAAAGCGCCAACGAACAGUCACACCCUCUCUAGAGCAAACCCUUUCCACCGAACAAACACAGCUCCCUACCUCCCGGCCUCGCAUUCCUACCGGCACCUUACCCCCAAAGCCACAGACGUCAACACCCCAGCCACCAACUUUGAAAGACUCCAGCGCCGAAGAAGGCGAAGUCUCAGAAAAUGAUAAAGCCAAAGAAGCGGAAGCGACCGCUUCUAAUCCUCCACAGCCAGAACAGGUUGAUACUGGACAUGCAGAGGAUGCAGGAAGUGAAGAAGGGGAGAUUUAA
Penicillium salamii is the source of this 1329-nucleotide messenger RNA. Lineage: Eukaryota; Fungi; Ascomycota; Eurotiomycetes; Eurotiales; Aspergillaceae. The record is from the annotation of a GenBank genome assembly.